Macrobrachium nipponense is the source of this 5037-nucleotide messenger RNA. RefSeq lists its product as uncharacterized. Gene Ontology annotation, cellular component: extracellular matrix. Bases 226 to 1224 code for a protein of 332 amino acids. The record is from RefSeq and is a predicted model, not a curated record. Lineage: Eukaryota; Metazoa; Arthropoda; Malacostraca; Decapoda; Palaemonidae. The transcript is spliced from 3 exons.
GAGCAGCUGACAGUGUCUGAGCGGAUGUCGUAGAGAGACGACGUGGUUCCUCUUGCUCGUGAAGGUGGGCGUCACGUGGUUUUGUUGACACACUUUGUACACGUCUGUCUUGGAUUUGUUUCGUGUGGUUUUAUCGGGUGUUUUACUUUCCUUCGAGAGAGAGAGAGGUCUCUGUGUGUUAGUUAUCCAAAGAUUAGAGAAUCCUUUCUGUUAACUGCAAGCAAGAUGUUGUCCAUAUACGGCGUAGUAAUCACAGCGUUGGCUCUGUCUACCACGCGGGCGGCUCCAGACGCUGAUGCAACACCCAUCGCCGACGCCCGUACGACGUCACAAGAUUCGAGGGAUGUCCUGUAUUCCUACGGCUACGUUGUUGACGCCCCUGAAUACAGGAAUUUCUACGAACACGAAGAAGACCGCAGAGGAGACGUCACCCAGGGGCGCUUUCGAGUGGCUCUGCCCGACAACCGCCUCCAGACGGUGACUUACAGAGCCGGACGCAAUGGGUACUCUGCGCAGAUUUCCUACGACGAACAUCCGGACUUCCAGUCCCUUCGGGCUUCCGUAGGUCCCAUCAGGGAAGCCCCUCAGAUAGGCCAAUCUGUCGUGUCCAUCCCGAGAAGAGGCGAGAACUGGAAGAAUCGCGACAGCCAUUCUCACCGGGAAAUCUCGAACACAGUGGACUCCCCGACUUCUCGUCGAAAGCAGCCAUCGGCCUUCUCUCGGCCUAGUCCUGCAGUCCCCCUUCCAAGCCCUACACCCGUUCAAUCGGCACCUGCACCCUUCAAACCACGAACGUCAACGACGAACCGACCCCAGCGAAAUGGGCAGUCAACCCAUAGAUUUCAGGGCACGACGACGACGUCCCCGCGCUUGGGACCAAUCGCUCAGCGGUUGGUCUCAACUCCCCUCAACCAGCGAGUGACUUCACCAGAGCCGUUAGCCCCACAAGUCCUCUCUUCCGCCCACAUGCCCGAGGACGCUUCGAUUUUUGUCUCGACGGAGGGGCUGGAGGAUCCCGAGAUCCUGAACCGUCUGAUAGAAGCCAUCAGACAGAAACAAGAGGAGGACCGGCUAAGUAAUCCAGAGAGCAACCAUGAUGACGACGAUGACAGUCACGAACACUCCCACAAGAAAGAGAAGCAUCGAUAUACCAUCGGUGAUAAGGCAGGCGUUCGGGCUAGGCUGAGGGCGAUUGUCCAUAGGGUGCCCAUCGGUAAACUUUAGGUUUCUGAUUGAUCAUUUACACAGAAAUCCGUUUCCAGAAUAGGCUGUCAUAUGUAUUUCCAAGUUUUUCCGGUAAUCAUUUUUUUAGAUGAACAAAUGCGUAAAGGUAGGUUUGUAGCUCACAUUUUUCAAAAUGCUGGAAGCAGCAUUAGGUUUAUAACCUUUUAUAUGAGCAAGAGUGUCACUACUUGCUCCGCAAUUUACCAUGGCAUUUAGUGUAGAAAAUCACAAAGAAGAAAUCUGACAUUCCUAAAAUCAUGACACCUAACUGGAAACGUCGAAUCUAGAAUACCUACAUUUCAAAUUCACAUACUGGGGAACCAAUGCCAAAUUCUAAUAAAAUGUUUAUGUUUAACUUUUAUCAUUCCAUUGGAAUGUUCAAGAUUCAUUUGCGGUGGCGCUUUUGUUUUUCCAUCUCUCGUUUUCUUUAAUUAUUGUAUAAUAUAUGUUUUAUUUUUCUUUCUGUCACUCAAAAGUCUUUUUUUAUUUGAUCUAAGUUUUUGACGAAUUCUUCGUAUGGUGUUUAAUUUUCUUAAACGAAUACUUCAUACUUUCUUACUUUUUCAUUUUUUAAAGCAAACUUAUCUUAAUUUUUUCAAAAGCAAUUUCGUGCAGUUUUUAAUUUCUUAAUUUCACCGUGAACCAUAACCUUAGUCAUUAUUACGACGUUAUGUAUCAAGGUUAAGAAAGUCUGCGCGUGGAAAUGUUCUGAUAUUAUCAAGAAAUAUAAAUCUCAAAUCGAGGUACUAUUCCCCCCACCCCGGUCGUGCUUGCUUUUGGAGCAUGUUCCUCGUUUUUCGUGCGGUCCCGAGAUCCCACGGACUAGUCGACGAUCUCGUUCGAUUUCGUCCGUCGGAUCCGUCCGUAAAUUUCAAGGGAAAAAAAAUUUAAUUAAAAAGGAUUUUUUACAUUAUAUAAUGAAAUAAUGAAAUUAGUUUUUAUAUUUUUAUAUGGAUAAAUUAGACUCAUGAAAUGAUGCCAUCGACAGAAUUGCAUCUUGACAAUAUUUAGAUUUAUUUUUGCUAUAAAAUAAUACUUUACUGUAUAAAAAAAGGAUGAGAUAAAUCAGACUGAGGAACAGAUCUGAUUUAUUUGAGUGACGCUAUCAUCAACCCAUCGAAGGAUUUUUGAAUGCGUUAGAUUUUUGUAUGCGUUUAGAACAAGAGUCCUUUUACUUUGAGAGAAAUGAGGGAUGAAAUUAAUGACCGAUAGAAUCCCUUAAGGCGAAUGCCGAGAAACAUAACAUUAGAUCGCACAAAAGAAAUAUACUUAAUUUAAAUGAUUAAUUUAGUGUCCACUUUACCAGUGAAGGAACAAUUGUAAUAAUUAUAUAGAUAUUUCAUUAACUUUUUCAUCUGAUUCACUUUUUAACCGAAUAUGGAAUAAAUGAAGAAGUUAUAAUUAGAAAUUAGCGAUAAAGUAAAGAAGGAAAAACAGUGAUUUUUCAGAGUGCCAAAAGUACUUAAUGCCUCGUAUAAACAUAACUCAGUUUUAUUGCGGAGGCCAGUGGAACUGGCAACCAAGUGCCCGAAGAUAACAAAAACUUCCUGAAGGAAAGAAGGUUUUGUGUGGGGAAACCGGCGGCAGGAGACGAGUUCCAAAGCUUAGCAGUAGAAGGAAAUGAACAGUCAGUCGCUGGUCGCGUAAUCAGGAGAUUGGCCACAAGAAUGAUAUGGGUUGGUUGGUCAGCCCUGAUGUCCACAUCAGGCUUCUUGUUCCAUUUCAACACCUCAGCCAUUUAUGGGCCGUCUUUGGGCAUGUAUCCUUGCUGGCAUAAGACCCUCGUAACCUAAACCAACCAAAAGAACGUGUCGUAAACAACAGAUCUUUAACAAACUAGUAAACGAACGUCAAUGAACGUUAUCCCAAACCUGCCGUUGCUAAGUAAAUUGAGAACGAAUAGAAGAAGAAGAAGAAGAAGAAGAAGAAGAAGAAUUAUGCCGAAAGUGGGCCAAGACGUCCAUUCACAAACCGGUCGAACCUCCUCUUGAACCUUCUCAGCCUUGGAGGUCGAGCCUCCCGCCUCCGGUUCUCGAAUAUCGACCUGAAAUACCAGUGGAAAUGGGAACGAUUGACCUUGGAAUGGACAUUUAAUGAGUUGUCAGAAACUAAGAAUUUAAAUGAGAAUUCCUUAAGGGAGAACAAACGGCUGAAAAGGUAGAAGGAUUUUCUCUUAGUAAUCGAAAAUAAGGCCAUGACAAACUUAUAAGUGUGUGAAGUUGAUAUUGUUCUGUUUUUACUAAGUCUUGAAUGUAUGUUGUUUAAAUAUGAUAAAAUUGUUUUAACCAAUACUCUAACGCAUACGCAUAGAAACGUACGAAUACAGGCACAAACGCAGACACAAAUAAUAACCUCGAAAAUAGAAGAAAAUUUGACGGUGGAAACAAGAACUUGAAGACAGUCGUUUCAGCAUGAAAUUCUGAUGUUAUUUUAUUCUUAUAGCAGGGAAGAAAGAGCCUUGCAAUAAGAUUAUGCAAUUACAUCUGUUGGUCCACAUACUGUGCCGUAGAAAAAAUAUGUUUAUAUGGCAAGGAAAUUCCUGUAGAUAUAAUCAAGUUAUCGGUUAAUAAACGAAUACAAGGAACAUACACAUAUGAAAGCACUUAGGAGCAUACGGUAAUGCAUUUACAUACACGCGAAAAAGGUUUGACUUAGUGCCACAUAUAUUUUGCAUGAUGCCUACUCUUGAUUUUGACGUUAUCCAGAUAAGAAUUCAGGCUGAAAAUGCACAAGACAAAAGAGGAAAGAAUACUUAGUAAUAUUCCAUCUGGAAGUACAGAAACGAAACAAGAACGACUUGUUCUUGUUUUAUUUCUUUAUAAAAUUUAUUCCAGGCAUUUCCUCAUAUAUUUCCAGCACAAGAUUAAUGGUGGUUUUUCAAUUAGGUGAGAUUCAGAAAUCUAGGAAAUACACAAUUUUGCAAGAUGACGAAUAAUGGAUUUUAUGAAAUGCUAAAAUCUGUCAAAUAUAGGAUUCUACGAAAUUUUGAAUUCUGCGGAAUACAGGAUUCUUUGAAAUAAUGAAUUCUGUGAGAGAAAGAAUUUUGUAAGAUGCUGAAACAUAUGAAAUACAGAAUCCUGCGACGAGUCGAAUUUCAUGAUAUACACAUUUUCGUGAAUUGUUGACCUCUAUGAAAUACAGAAUUCUGUGAAAAGAUGAAUUCUAUGAAAAAGAGGAAUCCUGAAAUGCUGAAAUGACGAAAUAUCUCAUCCUAUAAAUACAAUCUGAUUUCAUCACUCGUCUAAACGUGUGAAUGGAAGAAACCGAAGUUUUCAGUAACUUUUAUUCAAUCUUUUAUAACAAAUGUAGAACAGUCUUAAAAAGUUGUUGUCGAAUGAAUUCUCAUUCUUGUCCUCAGUAAUAAAUUAUUUCGACUGUUUCUCACUCUAGAAAAUUCAUCUGCUAUACCAUAAUAGCAUUUUGAGGAAUAUCUGAAACCGAGUUUCUCUACGUGUUCCAGCAUUUUCCAUCUAGUUAAUCUUCGACGGACACUUUUUCCUGUAUUCUGUUUUUUGUUUACUCUAAACUCCAUAUUCUUGGGUGGACCAUUCUUCAUUUUUUCAAAACUACAGAUUGUACUUUUUGCUCUUUUUGUAAUUUCUGUAUCAGUGUCUUUUAAGUAACUAUUCUUCCUUUUAACAUCUCAAUUUCUUAUCAUUUUUGUAAAGAUUCUUUUGUAUAUAUAUAAAUGCAGUUGUUUCAGUUUUUUUAUAUUUCCAUGAUGCUUUCUUCUCCAUUUUAUAUAUUUUUGUUUUUUGUAUAUAUAUAUGCAGUGAAAAGAAACAAAUAAAGAUAUAUUUUGUACAGCAAUAA